Catharus ustulatus (Swainson's thrush) is the source of this 525-nucleotide messenger RNA. It is a transcript of the gene NDUFA13, whose product is annotated as NADH:ubiquinone oxidoreductase subunit A13. The record is from RefSeq and is a predicted model, not a curated record. The coding region runs from base 55 to 489 and encodes 144 amino acids. Lineage: Eukaryota; Metazoa; Chordata; Aves; Passeriformes; Turdidae. The transcript is spliced from 5 exons.
GCGCGGCGCUGUGACGUCACGAGCGGCGCUGUGACGUCAUCGAUCAGCGCCGCAAUGGCGGCGCCCAAGGUGAAGCAGGACAUGGCCCCGCCGGGCGGGUACGGCCCCAUCGACUACAAGCGGCACCUCCCGCGGCGCGGCCUCUCGGGGUACAGCCUGUUCGCGCUCGGCGUCGGGAGCCUCCUGCUCGGCUACUACACCUUGGUCAAGUGGAACCGUGAGCGCAGGCGGUUGCUGAUCGAGGAGCUCGAGGCUCGGAUCGCGCUGAUGCCGCUGCUGCAGGCGGAGUCCGACCGCAGAACUCUCCGGAUGCUGCGGCAGAACCUGGACGAGGAGGCCAAGAUCAUGCGGGACGUUCCCGGCUGGAAGGUGGGUGAGUCCUGUUUCCACACGGAUCGCUGGGUGCCCCCCACCCCCGAGGAGCUCUAUUUCCUGCGGCCCCCGGCCGAGCUGGACCGCGAGAAGUUCGGGCUGCAGAACUACGUCUGACCCCAAAAAACCCCAAAAAAAACCCCAAAAAAACCC